Perca flavescens (yellow perch) is the source of this 3590-nucleotide messenger RNA. RefSeq names its product beta-1,4-glucuronyltransferase 1 (gene b4gat1). The transcript is spliced from 2 exons. Gene Ontology annotation, molecular function: glucuronosyltransferase activity. NCBI's taxonomy places the organism in Eukaryota, Metazoa, Chordata, Actinopteri, Perciformes, Percidae. Gene Ontology annotation, cellular component: Golgi apparatus. The coding region runs from base 423 to 1718 and encodes 431 amino acids. Gene Ontology annotation, biological process: protein O-linked glycosylation via mannose. The record is from RefSeq and is a predicted model, not a curated record.
GGACCGUUAGCACUAGUUCAGCUAGCAGUGCUACCGGACCAAAUUCGGUGGCGCCUUUACUCCCGACAUUACGGUUACGUAUGGACAUGCGCCACUAUCGCAGCAGCAACAGCAGAGCAGAAUGGUAACGUUGUUUUUUGAUGGAGAUCACGGAAACUACAUUAUAUUCGUCGUUGUAUUCGUGCUGUCGGUAGCCGUAUGAAAACCGGGGCAGUUAUGCCACUAAUCAGCAAAAUAUGCAAGCAUUCGUUGCAUUUCCAGCCAAAUCUGCUCGGUUGCAUUGUUAGCAUUGUGAUAGCAAUGUAGGUAAUGUUAGCUGGGACGCCUGGACAGAAAUAGCCAGCACUCAAGGAACCAGCAGCCUGCUCCGCUGUUUGGACCUGCGUUGUGUACACUAUUUGGCCAGUUUAAGUUUCUCUGGAAUGCAUCUCUCCAAGAAAUGUUCCGUCUUCAAAGUGGUGCUGAGUGCUCUGAUGAUAGUGGCGCUCCUGCAGCUAAUAUACCUGUCUUUCUUAUCCAAGUUUCACGGUAAGCAGCAGCGGUACCGAUACUCUGAGCUCUUUGGAGGCUCUGGGGGCAAGAAAAAUGGGCACCCCGAGAAAAACUCGCGGAAGGAGCGUCUGAGGUACUCGCUGUCUACUGGUGGGAUGUUUGACAACAGUGGUCAGUACCGGGUGUACAAAAACUUGAUCAAAAGUGAUUUCACCACAAAUCAGAAACCAGGAUCCGACCCCAGCUCCAAUGUCCUGGCUUUAGCCACACACACAACCAUCAACAACUUGCAUCACCUGGAAUCUCUUCUGGGAAGGUGGCAAAACCCUCUCUCUGUGGCCAUAUUCGCACAUGGACAAGAUGUCAGGUUUGCCACAGCUCUGGUCUAUGCUCUCAGCUUCUUCUGCCCUCAGAUUCAAUCUCUGGUGGACUUCCACUUGGUCUGCCUCUCGGGGGAGAUGGCCAGUUUCCCUGAGCAGGACCGUGAUCAUUUUGCAGGGCUUGAGGACUGUGCCUCUGUGUUCUCCAGACUGGAGACCCACAGAGAUACAUACAAGAACUAUGCCAUCAGUGGAAAUGUCUCCUACCCCAACAAUCUUCUUCGUAACGUUGCCCGGGGUGGCACAGAGUCCUCCUACAUCCUGGUCAUUGACAUCGACAUGAUGCCGAGCGCUGACCUGCACCAGCAGUUCUUGGCCCUGAUCAUGAGGCGUGAGUCAGUUAGUGAUGAGGUAUUUGUGUUGCCUGCCUUUGAGAUCCGCCACGCCCGGAAGAUGCCUGCCAACAAGGCAGAGUUGGUUCAGCUCUACCAGGUCGGUGAGGUCCGGCCUUUUUAUGAAGAGCUGUGCCCUCGCUGUCAAGCCCCCACUAACUACUCACAGUGGGUCAACAGCCACGUUAGAGAGACAGGCACCCUAGAGGUUGCCUACACGCUCACCUGGGUGGACCCCUGGGAGCCCUUCUACAUCGGGCCCCACACUGUGCCCCUCUAUGAUGAGAACUUCAAGCAAUAUGGCUUCAAUCGUAUCAGCCAGGCCUGCGAGCUUCAUGUGGCCGGAUACAAGUUCUCGGUGCUGAGCUCAGCCUUCGUGGUACACCGGGGCUUCAAGAUCCAGGGGGAGUUCCACGCCAGAAAGGACGAGGAGAAUAAACGCAACCGGGUUCUGUUUCGCAGCUUCAAAGAGGGCCUGAAAACCAAAUACCCAUCCUCCAAUCGACGGUGCUGAAACAAGAUGAGGACUAAUACAUCCUGCCUCUAUCAGUCUCUAAUCAGUCUUCUGUGGCAAUGAUGGACGUACAUUGUUCAUUUUAACCAGAUUUAGCUUCCAGUCAGGCUCUCCUCUGCCUAAAACGUCCUAUUUUUUUUCCUUUGAUUUUUUGUGAUGACAGCACAGUAUGAGUUUAAUCUAAUUCAACUCUUGGGUUUAUUUCAAGUCCCUCUAAAAGUGAACAGCAGGGAAAUGUUCUUUGGGGAUUUCUGAGAGCCUCCUGCUAGUUGGGACUGAAAGUAAGAAAUGAUCAUUCAAGACUGACAAAACUGGCGAGCGACUUUUUGAAUCAAAUGCAAAUCCAAAAUCUAGAUGCCAUUUGAUCAACGGUAAUGUAGCAUACAAGGUACAUUUUCAAAAUAUUUUUGAGCUUGUCCAGACACAAAAAUAGACACAAAUGUGACCGCAAGAUUCAGUCUACCUAUUCACCCCGAAAGAUUUUCUAAGAAACAAAAGACCUAAUUUCACUUUAUGUACUGAAACAGUUCCCAGGUUCUACUUUUUGUGACAGCCGAUCAAAAAUUGCCUUGUUCCUCAAAGUCCAACUGAAAUCACAUGUAGUUAUCCCUCUUUGCUGUCAAGAGCAAUGUCAAAUGUAUAGUUGAUAGUUUUUAUUAUAUAAAGGAAGAAAAAAAGGGUAUUUCUAUCCCAAAGAUAGAACUGUGACGUCGCAAAUAUGGUUUCAAAUGAAACAAAAUGACUGGCUGUAUGAUUAGGAAUCAACGAUGUUGUCUGACCACCAGGUGGCAACAGGCACUUGAGUGUUAAGUGCAGAGUUGCAGUAUAUAUAUAUUUUAACCUGAAGUGAGUGUUUGAAAACACUAUAGAGCAGAACACAGGGAUUACACAACACCAGUCUUGUUUGGCGCUCAGGGGGAUGUGAAUUUGCUCCACGCCACAACUGUCAGCACAUUUCAGACAUUCUAAUUACUCUGUGAGUCCUUGUUCUUGUAGCAAACUGUCUGAAAAGAGAUUACUCACAAGUCAAGAGGACAACAAAGCACUGGGAAACUUUACAUAGAACAAUGUACAACACUAUGAUUUCGCCAGCACUGUGGAAAACUACUGUAUUAUAACACGACUGAUCUGACGCCGUCAGUCGGUUAGAUAAUCUAGAGUUAGGGGUUUUCUCCUGAAGUAGACUACAGGACGGGGCCAGUGAGCUACAGGUAGAAAUGUAGCAAGGUUAAAAAUACUGCACAAUGUAAAUAUAAAAUGCAAACUAAACACGUGUUGUCAAAAGGAUUUCUGUGGAAUUGUCCAUCUCAACACCACUAUAAAACAAUUGAUCUUAAAACUCUUGUAUUAUUCUGUAACCUACUGGUACAUUCAGCACAUACAGUAUUAAACCUUGACUACCACUCUUGUCAUAUAAACAGCAUAUGUACUGCAAGUUAUGCAUAUACAAAAAAAUGUUUGGUUAGUUUUAAGUGUUGAUAUGUAAUUGUGGCUUUUAAGGAGAUUUAAACAUGUUUUCCCUCCUUACUUGUAGUGUUUAUGAUCUAUUUAUUGUGAAAUGUUUUCUUUCAACUGGAAUUGGUUGAACCUUUUUUUUUUUUUUUUUUUUUUUGACUCCAAGCAGGAAAACUGUAGCACGGAAUUGUGAUGCGAAAAUGUGGUUUGUUAUGGAACAUUUUUAUUUUAGAACCACUAUUUAACAUUUUUAUUUGGUAUUUUGUAAGUGAGAUCAAUUUCAACAAAUGAUCUUGUGUGAUGAUGUGAUGCUUUACUUUUUUGUAUUUAUUUUUUCUUUUGUGUUAAAAUGUAAUGCCCGAUUGGUAUUGUUGGAUUUCUAUUAAACCUACUGGAUGACUGUUAUGUGACCCAUAA